Osmerus eperlanus (European smelt) is the source of this 4636-nucleotide messenger RNA. It is a transcript of the gene nkd1, whose product is annotated as NKD inhibitor of WNT signaling pathway 1. Gene Ontology annotation, cellular component: cytoplasm. Lineage: Eukaryota; Metazoa; Chordata; Actinopteri; Osmeriformes; Osmeridae. The transcript is spliced from 10 exons. The coding region runs from base 203 to 1567 and encodes 454 amino acids. Gene Ontology annotation, molecular function: calcium ion binding. The record is from RefSeq and is a predicted model, not a curated record. Gene Ontology annotation, biological process: negative regulation of Wnt signaling pathway.
CGGGUUUUGGUAACCGCCUCCUGUACGCUUAGAAGAGAGACGAGGGGGAAAGCUUGCUCCGAUCAAAGGCAGUGUGCCUCUUUUGCUGUAUGAUGUACUGAGCGCGCAAGCUGCUUUCUUACGGACGCUCGUAUCUGGAUAUAGCUGAUUUCUGGAUUAUAAAUCAAUCUGAUGUUUUACAUUCUCAACUCAAUGCAGAGACAUGGGUAAACUUCAUUCUAAGCAUGCUGCUAUUUGUAAACCGAGGGAGAGUCCAGAAGGCGACAGUUUCGUAGUCAAUGCCUGUUUGGCGAGGAAAGGGAUCGACGACUGGCUCGUGAAACAGAAAUACUAUUGCACGGGCUCGCGGCUGGAGCAACAGGACUGUCAUCAUAAGAAUAGCUGCGGAUUGUCUACAAGGGUCCCCUUGGAUGAAGCGUGUGCAGAAGGAAUCAGUGAUGAACAUUACCGUUUAGAAGUGGCUCUGCCCCCAGAGAAGUCGGCCGGGUGCUGUGUGGAGGAGAAGAGGCAGGGCAAAGAGAGCCAGGCGCCCACAGGCACACAGAAGCAGCUCCAGUUUGAAGAGCUGGAGUGUGCAGUGUCAGUAGAGGAGGACAACAGGCAAGAGUGGACUUUUACCCUGUAUGACUUUGACAACAAUGGCAAGGUCACCAGAGAGGACAUCACCAGCUUGCUCCACACCAUCUACGAGGUUGUGGACUCCUCCGUCAACCAUUCCCCCAGCAGCAGUAAGACUCUGCGGGUGAAGCUCUCCGUGGCACCAGACUCCAGCCAGCGGUGGAGGAGCUGCACUCAGGGCGUCACAGGCAUGCCUCACCCCAGACACAAAACUGACAAGUUCAUCGAAGACCCAAAAAGUGCAGACAAGAAGUCCCGGGCCCUACUCAGGCGCCACCACAGCGACCACCACACCCAGCAGGGAUGCCAGAGAAACUGUGUAGACGAGAACCUGGAGCGGAGGAACCACUACCUGGACCUGGCUGGCAUUGAGAACUACACCUCCCGCUUUGGUACUGCCCCGGUAGCCACAGAGCCAGUGAAAGCAGAGCCCCAGACUCGGCAAUCCAACCAAACCAGGUCCCGCUCCCACGAACCAGAGAACGGCCACGCCUACCCCCAUCACCGACGCUCGCAGACUGUCACAGAGGGUGCGGGCCCUGUGGACAGCCUGUGUCCCGCCAAGCCCCGUGCGGGCCAGGACCCAGGAAAACACGCCCUCCGCUCCCCCAAGACCCACGGCCGCACUCCCCCCACGCAGGCCACCGGCCGGGUGAUGAGGAGCCGGGGGGUGCCCCCUCCCCCAGCGCUGCCUAGCCAGACCCCCCCUCACCAGUCCACGGCACCCUACCGUAGACACAAGCAGAAGGCCAAGGACGGGGCCACGCUGGGCUAUCGGCCCCUGGGCACCCUGGGGGCGUCUGUUGGGCCGGUGGUGGAGAAGGAGCAGGUCAGGGACCUGCCCAGCGUCCUGCUCUACGAGGGGGGACUGGCCCAGGUGGUGCAGCGGCAUGAGCAUCACCACCACCAUGAACACCACCACCACUACCACCACUUCUACCAAUCCUGAACCCCAGCCAGCCAGCCUUCCCUCUCGCCCCCUGCUGCUCCACCCCUGGCAGACAGACACAACAGGAAGGCCCCUCCUGAAGCACACAACACAGCCAAGCACAGCCAGGACUGUGACAGUGGGGGCCUGGGCCAUGAGAGCUGGCACUGUAGAAGGAGACACAGGGAGAAGAAAGAAACACAAACAUAGAUAGACACAGAGCGGGAGUUGAGAGGGAGGGAGAUUGAGGGCGCGAGGAGGACAUGGGGAGGAGGGAGCAACAGCCGCCACGGUGGGAAGAGGGUCAUCCUGAGGUUGUCCAGGCAUACAGACGCCAUGUUGGGCAGGAGGACAGUGCCAGGAUUGAGGAGAGGAGCCUGGGAUGAACAGUAUUAACAGAGCACUCCUCUGGUGGCUCUGCAUCCAGCCCCUCUAGACUGAUGGAGCUCACAGUGCCAAACCAGAACAUUCUCCUCCCACACCACUGGCUCAAACGAUUGCUUCAGAGAGGAGGGGGUCAGAAAGACUGUGAUGUAUAGAAGUAAAUUAAUGAAGGAAAACAAGUUGAAGGGAUAACAGAACCUGGAGCGUGUGAGAGUGGAUGAGAUGUGUGUGUGUGUGUGUGUGUGCGCAUACAAAAUAUGUAUGUGGGUGCGAGUGUACGAUUAGUGUACGAUUGUGUGUUCAAUGACUGUCAGAUACCCUGUCCUCACUGAAGACCACUUGAAGAGCACUUGUCAUGUGGUAGUAUUUGAGACACUUUGGGCUGUCAGGAGACAGGCAUUGGAUAGGAAACUGAAGACCCUGACAAACAUGCAAUACAGGAGACAGCCGACAAAAUGAAAAGGAAAUGUCUAAUUCAGAAUAGAAGACGCUAAGCAGCUCCUACCUCUAGUAUUAUAACUGUCUGUAUUAUGAUUAUUGUUAUUAUUCAGAUGCUAUGUUAAUUUACAUUUUUCAAAACAUGCCACAAUCUGCAGACAUAUAGUGCAUUUAUUACUUACAUAUUGUAUGUACAUGUUUAGCACUACAGGUAUACUGUUCUUAUCGUCAUUAUAAGCUUUAUUGAUAAUGUGAUAUGUUUGUAUCAGCAAUUGGAAAAAUAUGUCAUUUUUCACUUUGAACCCGAUCAGUUUGGUUUUCGGCACCACUUUGUCUUGAUGUUCUCUCUGGAGCUUCACCUCUGUGACACUCAUGGAGGCCCUGGCUGUCCUUGGCACAUUCACACACACAUGCUAUGACCUCCAUAGGAACUGAACCCAAAACCUCAACGUGUCAAAAGCAUGAGGUCGAAACCGCCCUUGCUCUUACAAAGAAUCACACAGUCCCGAAAGUAGAUUUGGGGGAGUUGGUUGCCGUUUCCUGGUCCUCGGGGUCCAGCUGGAGGUACAUGGCCGGCCCCUCAGUCCUAGUGACAUCCCCAGUGUCAUUGUCCCCUCACUCCCCCCAGUGUCCCCAGCUGUCAGCAGCUCCUUCAGCGGGGCUCCAUGUGUCCCUAGCGCUCAGCCAACAAGGCUCUGUUUAUGAGGCGCAGCGGCCGAAGCUCUCAGCUGUCUCAUUCCACUGGUGCUACAUGACACAGGGCCCGGCCCGCAGGCUCCACUCCACCCAUAACUCACCCGCUCAGACCUGCUGUCACGGACAGCACCUCCCACCCUCUAGUCGGGCUGCUCUCUUACCCCCAGGCUCCAUGCCUCGAUCGGGGGGUCUGGAGGAGCAGUGUCCUCAUCUGGUGGAGGUUAGGUUGGCCCGUCUGGGUUGAGGACACUUAAAGCUCCUGAGUGUGUUUUAUGAGCAGGUGUGAAGGGUGUAAAACCCAGAUGUAUAGCACCUCUCCAGAGGCGUGUUAAACUUUACACCAGGUAUGCAAACAAACAUCCAAACUCUUCGGAUUGGCUUUGGAUGCAUUUGUUCUUGUGUGUGUCUGUGUGUGUGUGUGUGUGUGUGUGUGUGUGUGCUUUGAGGAAAAUAGGAAUCCUGUGCAUUCCUGGCCUGCCCCCAGCCCAGCAGUGCCCUCACACAGCUGCAGGCUGUCCAUUAGCACAAGCACCAUAGAGAUGGCCCUCCCAUGGGACCCUCCCUCACGCACACACACACACAUGCUCUCCAGGGAGAUCACAGCUGCACCCCCCACACCCACACCCCGUCAGGACGCUUUUGCUGGCGUCCCAUGGACUCACGCAUACACACAGCCCUUUGUCAACAUUUUCACCCUAACCCCACAACCCUUCUGAGGGUGAUGAUGCUACCACCUGCCCCCCUUUCCAUAGUCUUCCAGAACGUGAAAAAUCAGCGCUCGUUGUUGAGGCCCAGACAGCGUCCGCGUCUUCCUGGGUGGUCUCAUUAGGCAUGGUGUGUGUGUGUGCUGCCUUGUGUAUCAUUCAGAUGGGGGCACAGACACUUGGCGGCACGGCCUCCGGCCGUGACGUGUGGACAGCUGAGUGAUCCACAGAUCCUUUCAGACACCAUGGCUAACUCGGUAUCUGCCAGGCCACUCAUCCUUCCUAAUACCCCUCUGUCUCCCCCAUCCACACCUUCAGAUGAAUGGUGCCAUGUGCCUCCAUGGGAACAUUAGUGGCUCUUCUAAUAGGACGCUUUAAAAUGACUCGCCAAACAAAUCUUUCUCAGAUUUACAACCACAGUGUUCACAGCCAGAACACCAUUCCCUCAUGUAUCCCACCACUAAGUUAUAUUUUGUAAGAAUCAUUUAUCUUUGUUUUUAACUAAUGUAAAUAGGAUACGGACUGCAGGAAGGUUAUACCAGUAUCGUGUAGAAGAAAAUAAGCUUAUUUAUAAUAUUUGAACGACUGAGCGAAUAAACGUCUGCCAAGUUAUCUAACUUGCCUACUUCUGCAGUAUCCGCUGUGCCAAUCAGAGCUAGCAGGGAAGGGUAGUACUUUUGGACGUAAAUGGAAAAAAAAUUCUAGCACUCGCUGUUUCUCAAUAGCAGAUUCACUUCUGCGUUCCUCCCACCUGUUUUUCAUGACUUUGUUUAGUUUCUAUAGAUGGUUUUGAUUAAUUGCUUUAUUUAUUUGAAAGCAGAACUGUGCCAAGGGGAAAUAUGCCCUUUCAUUAAAGUAUGAAACUGUU